UUGCAUUAUUUGAUGUGUCGUGUGGAAUGUUUUAUUUCUGUGUACAUGCACAUUUUAUUUGAAUUGUUUUAAUAAUUGUCUUUAUUAUCAUCCUGUUGUUGAAAAUGCGCACCACUGCGCAAUAGUGACGCUUUGAAAUAUUAUGUGUGGGCCAGGCAGUGCGCGGUACAGUUGAGAUCUCAGUGUUUUGUUUACAACAUGGCGGCUAGCUUUGCUUCACAUGUUUGUCAAUGAAAGCCAACUAAAAGGCCAAACGCCAUUAUAAGGCAGGGUAAACCUAGUUGUUCCGGUUCCCUCGUCUGGACAUUUUUGCAGCUAAAUUCAGCACCUGUUCCAGGAAGACGAUGACUGACAUAUGUUCUGAACCUGCUGGAGCCAUCAGAGCCAUUGACAAAGACUCGGUGCAUCAAAUCUGCUCAGGUCAGGUGGUGCUGACCUUGGCCACUGCAGUGAAAGAACUGGUGGAAAAUAGCAUUGAUGCUGGAGCUACCAACGUUGAUGUCAAGCUGAAGGAACACGGAAUAGAACUAGUGGAAGUGUCUGAUAACGGAAAAGGCGUUGAGGAGGCCAAUUUUGAAGGAUUAACAUUAAAACAUCACACUUCCAAGUUGAGAGACUUCUCUGAUCUCAUCCACGUGGACACAUUUGGCUUCAGAGGUGAAGCCCUCAGCUCAUUAUGUGCUCUGAGUGACCUAAGUGUGGUGACGUGCCAUGAGUCCAGUCCUGUGGGGACCAAGCUCGUUUUUGACCACAGAGGUCACUUGGUUCAACGACUACCUCAUCCCCGGCAGCGAGGCACCACAGUCAGCCUGCAGCAGCUCUUCGUAACGCUACCUGUGCGACACAAGGAGUUCCAGCGCAACAUUAAGAAGGAGUUUACCAAAAUGGUGCAUGUGUUGCAGUCUUACUGCAUCAUCUCCACAGGAGUGCGCAUUACCUGCUCCAACCAGAGUGGACAAGGGAAGCGCAACACAGUCGUUAGCACAAGUGGAAGUCAAAAUAUGAGAGACAACAUAGGAGCAAUAUUUGGGCCCAAACAGCUACAGAACCUUUUAACUUUUCACCAAGUCUCCCCAAGUGAGAAUAUCAUGGAAGAAUAUGGACUCAAGGAGGCAGACCCCACUAAAAGGAUCUUUAGCAUUACAGGGUUGGUGUCACAGGCAGACCAUGGCGUUGGAAGAAGUGCCACGGACAGACAAUUCUUUUUCAUUAACAAGCGACCCUGUGAUCCACAUAAGGUGACUAAAGUCGUCAAUGAGGUUUACCACAUGUACAACAGGCAUCAGUAUCCGUUUGUUGCCCUCAACAUAGAGGUUGCGUCAGAGUGUGUGGAUGUCAACGUGACGCCAGACAAACGGCAGAUCUUCCUCCAGGAGGAGAAACUCUUGUUGGCUAUUCUCAAGUCUUCUCUCAACGGCAUGUUUGAGGCCGGUGUCAAUAAGCUCAGUCUGAACUGCAGUCUCAUACCCAGCAACAUGACCGCAUCCAAAAUGCAUGCAUCUCCAUCUGAAGAAAACGUGCCAGAACCCGAAGAUAACAAGGGACGAGUGACACAAAACACAAAACCAUCCCUAAAUCUGGCCGGUCUGAAGGCUGCGUUCUCAAGUCACAACAGCUCCAAUGUUUCCAUCAAAUUCAGCAACAGUGGCCCAACACAGAAAACCAUUCAGACUUUUUUCAAGGACACUGUGAAAUCUCAUUUUAGCAAUCCAAGCGUAAAAAUUCCUUCAGAAUCCACCCAAAAGUUAAACACACCCACUUCCUCAGUGGGGAGGUCGGUGCUCGAUGGGUUCAGGUAUGGCAAUGUUGCUUCUUGCAGUGAUACGGACUCUAAAGACAUGGAUCGAUCCAGUUGUGACAUCAGUCCUUUGUUAGAUAGUCAGAAGAAUGAUAUGGAAACACCCAGCGUCAAAAGUGAAGCCUCUACAGAGUCAAGAAAAAGCCAUAAAGUUCUCCAGGUGAUGGAAUUGCAAGCUGAUCCUAACACUUACAGUAAGCGCUUAUACGUGAGUCCAGAUCCUAAGAGAGCCAGGAAACAGAUUCCACACACGUCUACGUCGUCCUUUGUAAUGGACGCGCCCGUCUGCGUACAAAAGAGGGUGGUGUCUCACUACUUUUCCUUGGAAGAACUAGCAGGUAAGAUUAGGAGGUUACGGGACCAAAAACAGAAGCAAAAAGACUGCGAGGAGCUUCAAUACCGACGCUUCAGAGCCAAAAUCAACCCGGGAGAAAACCAAAGUGCCGAGGAGGAGCUAAAGAAGGAGAUCAGCAAAGAUACGUUCAAAGACAUGGAGAUAAUUGGACAGUUUAAUUUGGGCUUCAUCAUCACCAAGCUCAACUCUGACAUCUUCAUGAUCGACCAGCACGCCACUGAUGAGAAAUACAACUUUGAGCUGCUGCAGCAACACACCGUGCUCCAAGGACAAAAACUCAUCGCCCCUCAGAAACUUCAUCUCACCGCAGUGAGUGAGAGCGUACUGAUGGAGAACAUCGAUAUUUUCAGAAAGAAUGGCUUUGAAUUUCUUAUUGAUGAAGAUGGUCCGGUGAUGGAAAGGGUCAAGCUGGUUUCGCUGCCCACAAGUAAGAAUUGGACGUUCGGGCCAGCAGACAUCGAGGAGUUGAUCUUCAUGUUGAGUGACAGCCCAGGGGUCAUGUGUCGACCAUCGCGUGUCAGGCAGAUGUUCGCCUCCAGAGCUUGUCGGAAAUCUGUGAUGAUCGGUACAGCCCUGAGCACCAGUGAGAUGAAGAAACUGGUGGUUCACAUGGGUGAGAUUGAGCAGCCGUGGAACUGUCCUCAUGGCAGACCCACUAUGAGACACCUACUCAACUUGGAUAUCAUCUCACAAGACAGAUAGCAUCAUGAACUACUUUCUUUAAUCCAAAGAUGAGGAUACAUCCUGUAUAUAUUUAGUUCAUAUUCUAUUUGUGACUAUUUUUUUACAGGUAAAAUUGCUCCUUUUACACUUUUUAUGUUAAAACUGUAUAUUAAAUGUUUUUAUGCCAAAUUUGUA
Molecule: messenger RNA, 3011 nt
Organism: Doryrhamphus excisus (bluestripe pipefish)
Lineage: Eukaryota; Metazoa; Chordata; Actinopteri; Syngnathiformes; Syngnathidae
Gene: pms2
Product: PMS1 homolog 2, mismatch repair system component
Biological process (GO): mismatch repair
Cellular component (GO): MutLalpha complex
Molecular function (GO): ATP binding; ATP hydrolysis activity; mismatched DNA binding
Source: RefSeq, a predicted model, not a curated record